AUGUUUACCUUACUUACCAAGUUUGCAUCUCUCACCUUGGAUUGGAAUGGCUUGACUGGCCACAGAGUGAAGGAGAAAGUCAAUUCUUCAGAAAAGAAUAGCGCACAAGUCAUCAAAUUGGCAAAGAAAAACUGCUCUGGAAAAAUUACCAGCAUCAACAGCUUUGAAGAAUACGGUGUCAUUGACAGUGAUAUUUUCUUUCCAUUUAGUGCAAUUUAUGCUGGCCAAGAACUUUCUGCUGGUGAUUCUGUGUUAUUUGAUGCACGUCGAAAAGAGGUCUAUCAUUGUUGGACUGCUUCACGUGUCGAAUUAGUUAACAGAGGCACAAUAGACAAUAAAAAAAGAUCGAGUGAAAAAGUCUCUAACUGUAUAACUUUGAAAACUCCUGACAAAAAUUCUUUAAUGGCUAACAAAGAUUUAAAUUCGUUGAGUGCUGAAUUUAAAAAUCCAGUUAUGGAUCGGACUGAAACAAUUGAGCAGAUUGUAUCAGUAUGCAAUGGCCGAUAUGGGAGGUUAAAAGAUGGCGUUGAGUUUUUUGUUGAAGAUGGUGAAAUCAACUUUGUUCCUGUAACUGGUGACAUUCUCUCAGUUACUGUCCUUUAUAAUGAAGGUGGUAAGAAGGUUGUGUCUUGGAAACCAAAAGAAAUAAAAUGCAUUGAGGGAGAUAUAACUGCAUGUGAAAAUGAUUGUGGAGUCAUAAAUGAUGAAAUUAUGUUUUUCCGAAAUUCUUGCCGCCAGAAAGUGAAUUUAUAUGUCGGGCAAAAGGUCUCGGCUAUGAUCGCUUCAAGUGAGCAAGGUUUGUUCAAGUGGAGAGCGUUUUCUUUGUGCACUAGCAAUGAUGAUACUGAUGAUGUACGUAAACCAUAUAUUUCGAAUAAAGAUGGAAUUUAUAUUACUGAACCAUUAAAUUUCAAUAAUAUUUCUUUAGGGAAGGAAAAUGAUUUACAAAUUACUGUGCAGAAUAAUACUUCUUCAAAUUUAGUUCUUCAAAGUUGCUAUUUUCAAAAUAAAAAAGGUGUGUUUUAUAUAGGGAAAGGUUUAGAAACUGCUCAGUGUAUACCAGAUAGUAGUAGUGUCGAUAUCACGAUUCAUUGUAGAACUGAAGCCAUUGGACAGCAUGAAGAUUUUCUGCUAUUUGAGUUUACAGAUUGUAUUAUUAAACGCAAUGUGACUGUAACUGUCGUUGAUCCUUUGCAGCACAUUUUAAAUCCUUCUGCUCCUUUCUCUCUUGCAAAUAAGAAACGUCAAAAUCAACUAGACUGUGAAAAUUUACUCAUAAUUCCAGGUAGAAGACCAUAUAAGCCUGUUUCGCAGUUCUCAAAUAAACUUCCUCCUUCUCUAAUUCCAAAACCUCUUCUAAAAGCUGUUCAAAACAGGCAAGACCUGACUUUAGUAGUUCCGAGCUUAUACAAAGAAUUGACAAUGCAUAACUAUGUCUCAAAGUUUUCGACACUUCUUCAUUUGGAAGAAAUCCAAGUUCGUUAUGAUAUGAAGAAAUUCGAUCUUUCUGAAGCUAUAUUGCAAAGGAAAGGAGAAUUUUUAAGUCUUGAAGUGGAAGGAUUAGCUGAAGGACGUCCUUCUUUAAUUAUAGGUGACAAAGCAAUCCUUGUACCUCCUUAUCAGAAAUCCAGUUUUGCAUUUGAAGGUUGUAUUCACGAAGUACAUCAAAAUGCAGUUCUUUUAAAAUUUAGCGACUCUUUCCAUACGAGUUAUGAUGGAGAGUCGUAUGAUGUGCGAUUUGAACUGAAUCGAACCAAUUUCAGAAGAUUACAUCAGUGUGUUCAUCAUGUAUCUGAGAAUCACGAAUAUGCUAUUUUUCCUUCUAAACUAAUACUUGAAGAACCUUUAGUUGAUUUGGGACUACUUCCUAUUCAAAAGCGAAUGAAUAAUAAUAAACGCCAAAAAUAUCAAGCUAAGCCUUCAGAUGUUGCAGUCUUACAGUGGAAAAAUAAUAAGCUAAAUUGGAAACAGAAAGAAGCUGUUAUGCGAAUUCUUGAGUGUAGAUGUAGGCCACUUCCAUAUAUUAUUUUUGGUCCCCCUGGGACAGGCAAAACUGUAACCCUUGUAGAAGCUGUUCUUCAAGUAUAUGAAAAUAUCCCGGAGUCCCGAAUUAUUAUUUGCACACCUUCUAAUAGUGCUGCCGAUCUUGUGGCACAAAGAAUAAUUGAAAGUGAUUUGAUCGAUAUUUCUGAAAUGGUUAGACUGAAUAGUUACCAAAGAUCUGUAGACUCGAUACCUGAAUUUAUUAGACCUUAUUGUCAGGAUAAAGAUUCAAUGGAUCAUCUUACACAGUAUCGUAUUGUAAUCAGUACUUGUUCCACCGCUGGCUCAUUAUAUACAAUUGAUUUAUGCCAUGAUUUUUUCACUCACGUUUUCAUUGAUGAAGCUGGUCAGUUAAUGGAGCCUGAAAGUGACAUAGCUGUCGGAUUUAUUGAUUCCCAGACAGAAGGUCAAGUGAUCAUGGCUGGUGAUCCAAAACAGUUAGGUCCUGUGCUUCGAUCAUCCCAUGCUUUAACAUAUGGGUUACAGGUAUCUUACCUAGAAAGGCUAAUGAACACUGCCUUGUAUGCCAGGAAUGAGAGGGAAUAUAAAGAAUAUGGAGGUUAUAAUCCAUUACUUGUGACAAUGCUAGAAGAAAGCUACCGAUCUCAUCCAGACAUCCUGCGUUUUCCCUCUGAUAUGUUUUACUACUCUCGAGUAGUGUGCCGUUUUCCUAUGGAUAUUGAUCAUGAACUAGUGAGCUGGGACGAGCUUCCAAACAAGGGUUUUCCUGUGAUUUUUCAUGGUGUUAAAGGUGAAGAACUUCGAGAACAAAAUAGCCCAUCGUGGUUUAACCCAGCUGAGGUUGUCCAAGUGGCAAAGUACUUGCAGAAACUUUAUAAUUUUGGCUUAUCGCCUAAUGAUGUGGGUAUUAUUGCUCCAUAUAAGAAACAGGUGGAAAAAAUUAGAAUGCUUUUGACAGCUUUAAAUUUAGAAUUUUGCAAAAUUGGAUCUGUGGAAGAAUUUCAGGGCCAGGAAAGGCGAGCCAUAAUUAUCUCAACUGUUCGAUCUUCUGAUCAGUAUGUCAGUUCUGAUUUACUCUAUAAUUUAGGAUUUAUGAGCAAUCCUAAAAGAUUGAAUGUAGCUAUUACACGGUCACAGGAACUUUUAAUUGUUGUUGGUAAUCCCCAUAUUUUGUCAAAAGAUCUUUUCUGGCAUUCAUUUGUACGUUAUUGUGUUGUCAAUGGUUGCUACACUGGCUGUGAAUUGCCACUAUCUUUUAUACAAAAUAAAACAAAUGAUGUUUAAUUAUGUAUUUUAUAGUAAAAUACUUUGUAUAUUGCUUAUAUUUUUGUUUAUAUGAGAACGGAAAAUAUGUUCUUAUCUUGUGCAAAUGAAGUAACUAUUUUUCACCACAACGCUUAUAUAUAGAGACACAAAGAUGUUUUUACAUCAUAAUUACUGUUAUUUGAAUUCUUUAUACUUUGGCAAAUGUGUAUAUAUAGCUAAAGUCUUUGUAUAAUCCAUGUUGAUGUACACAGCUUAUGUGAAAUUAAAGAAAUUUCAUAUUCGUUAAUUUCAGGUAGUUGCACUAUAUUUGAAUGGGAAUCCUAUCUUGAGUUCUCAUUUUAUCUUGCAUUUUUCCUGAUUCAAUAGAAUGGCUUCAAAAUUCACUAUGAAUUAAUGACCACUUAGUUGUAUGAGCUUGCUGUUGAAGUACUUAUAUUGAAUUUGUGUAAACAUUAAAGAUAUCAUUUUUGAGAAAUAAUGUGUUUUUAAAAAAAAUCAUUCUUUUAUUAUGGAUCUUGUAUGUACCCUAUCAUUAUUUCAGCAACUACAUUUGCAUUACAUAUUAUCAUUCUUAUAUAUUUGCAUUAAUGUUGUUGAAUAUUUUUUCAUUUAAAAAUUUAUUUCAUAUCUUAGAUUUUACUUUUAGGUUUUGUUUUAUUUUAUCGGUACAGAAAUAAAUAAUGCUUCAGAAAACUGAUGUUCUCCUUAAUAUUUGUCUAAAAGUUUUAGUUUGUUAUUACAUAAAAGUAUAUCUUGAUUGAAAAUUAGACACAUAAGAAUAGCAUUUGAUGUUUUUGAUGAACUUCCUUGAAUAGUCCUGUAAGUUUUUAAUUAUUUAUAAUCUAUUUCUUUUUAUAGCACAUUGUGCAAAUAUUUGUCUACUUUGUUAAUUAUGUUUAUUUUAUGACUAGGGAAAAAUACUCCCUUCUGUGGAAUUUAAAAGAUUAUUUUUGAGUAUCAGUAAUUAACAUGUCUAUAUUAUUCAUUUGAAAUAAAUAUAUAAUUUUUCUUAUCUUUUUCAGUGUUAGAAAUUCAGAAAAAUAGCUUAAAAUUUAUUAUUUAAAAGUUAAUCAACUUCUUGAACAUUUAAAAAAGAAUGUCUUGUGUUUUCAUUUGGCAUUAAAAAUUGCAUAUUAUAUAUAUAUUAAAUAAUGUUAAAGAUAUUGUUUUAUUUUUCAGUUGUCCAAACUUAUCCUUUGUAAUCAUAUUGAAUACUUUGAUAAAAUGUUCUUAUUUUAAUUGAAAUCUUUGCUUAAAUCUUUUACUUUUAUUCUGAUGCUUUCUUCUUUUCGGAUGUCAAUUAUCUUACAUUAUUCUGGAUUAUUAUUAAAUAAAAUAUGUAAAUUAUAUUUUUCUAUAACUUAAAUGUGUAUCUUUGUUAGCAAGACUCCCUCUUCCCACAUAUUGUUUAUUCAAUGUACAUUGCCAUUAUAUACAUUUAAGAAAAAUGAAACUUCUGUGUGGGAUGCAUUGCUGUUUUAUUAAAAAUCAAAUUUAAUGUUUGUGCUGAAAAUAUGUACUGUUUGUGGAUGAUUAAAAUGGUUUUUUAUAUAUA
Molecule: messenger RNA, 4825 nt
Organism: Argiope bruennichi
Lineage: Eukaryota; Metazoa; Arthropoda; Arachnida; Araneae; Araneidae
Product: RNA helicase Mov10l1-like
Exons: 1
Coding region: 1-3288 (1095 amino acids)
Molecular function (GO): helicase activity
Source: RefSeq, a predicted model, not a curated record